Messenger RNA from Endocarpon pusillum Z07020, 2475 nucleotides. RefSeq lists its product as uncharacterized. The transcript is spliced from 3 exons. Gene Ontology annotation, molecular function: sulfate transmembrane transporter activity. The record is from RefSeq and is a predicted model, not a curated record. Gene Ontology annotation, biological process: transmembrane transport. Lineage: Eukaryota; Fungi; Ascomycota; Eurotiomycetes; Verrucariales; Verrucariaceae. The coding region runs from base 1 to 2475 and encodes 824 amino acids. Gene Ontology annotation, cellular component: membrane.
AUGUCCACUUCUCCCCAUCACAAUCCUGCUGUGAGUCCUCCCCCCUCGCCUCGACGGCCUGGGGGUGUUCGAGGAACUUCACAUCAUGCUCCAACAACACCCAGCCGACUUAGAAGGGCUAUUGCAGCUGGGGUAGAUCCCUCCUCGCCGCAGCAAGAUGAAGAUAAAUUGACGCCGCUUUCGUCGCCUCUGUUGGGUAGCGUGAACAUCUCCGCUGAACCUGAACCAAUUGCAAGUCCAAGCGAGCAAGGAAUAAGAGGUGGACUGAUAGAGCCCUCGCAACGAGAAGCAGAUGCUCGCACUCGCCUUCUCGAGGAUUACCACAAAGGUUCGGUAUGCGGCACGAAGGAUUGCAAUCACGGGACUUUCUCGCCCCACGCACGUCCACUGGAUAGCCCGUCCAGCAACGUCAGCAUCAUGAAAGGCUUUGGCGGUCGGCAUGAAGACGAUAUUGAUGACGAUGAUGGCGAGACCAGAGACAGGACACGAGGACUGACAGGAGAUACUUUUGCAGCAGGCCUGUUUGGUGGCUCAAGAAGAGAUACUUCCAUGAGUACCACGAAAUGGUUAGCGACCAAGCACGGAGUCAAAAACCAGCGUGCAAUGUAUAUCUCUUACUAUUUUCCAUUCGUCAAUUGGGUGCGGCAGUACCAAUGGAAGUGGUUCCGGGGUGAUCUUGUGGCGGCUUUGACGAUGGCGUCUUUUUAUAUACCAAUGUCUCUCUCUUAUGCUUCCAAUCUGGGGCACAUUCCUCCGAUCAACGGACUCUAUUCCUUUGUCUUCAAUCCGCUCGUGUAUGCCAUGUUGGGCACCAGCCCGCAGAUGGUUGUCGGUCCAGAAGCUGCCGGCUCACUUCUGGUGGGCACCGUUGUGAAGGAGAGUGUUGACCGGAACAACACGGAUGAGAAUGAUGCCGUUCUAAAUGCGCAGGUUGCAGGUGUUGUUACUGGCAUGGCUGGAGCUGUGAUCCUUAUUGCGGGUCUGACGAGACUUGGCUUCCUCGACAGCGUUCUCAGCCGACCAUUUCUCCGUGGAUUCAUCAGCGCCAUUGGUUUUGUGAUUUUGGUAGACCAACUCAUCCCAGAACUAGGCUUGGCCAAGGCAGCACAAGUUGGCGUGGCUCAUGGUAGCUGUGUCAACAAGCUCGUGUUUGUGGUGACGAAUAUGGGCUCUGUUCACCGCUUGACUUUCGCUGUUGCUGCGAUCAGUUUUCUAAUCAUAAUGAUGUUCCGAGCAAUGAAAAGACGUAUGCAGCCACGAUACCCGGCUGUGGCGUAUGUGCCCGAUCGAUUCUUGGUCGUAGCGCUGUCUGCGGUUCUUACAUGGAGACUAGAGUUGGAUCAGAAGGGCCUCGAAAUUCUCGGCCAUGUCAAAUCAACAGGCAACAAUCCCUUCCCUUUCCAUUGGCCCUUCUCCUUCGCACAUAUGAAGCAUAUUCGAACCGCCAUGAGCACGUCCUUCUUGAUUGCCUUAUUAGGCUUCUUCGAGUCCUCAGUCGCAGCCAAAAGUCUAGGGGAGGGCACGCAUGGGCUUCAGGGCGUCUCUCUCAGUCCCAACCGGGAGCUUGUGGCGCUAGGUGUUGCAAACCUGAUCGGAGGCUGUUUCAUGGCUCUGCCAGCGUUUGGCGGAUACGGCCGGAGCAAGGUCAAUGCCGCUACCGGUGGUACAACGCCAAUGAGCAGCAUUUUUCUAAGCUUGAUUACGUUGUUCUGUGUACUCUUCCUCCUACCCUACUUCUACUACUUACCUAAAGCAGUUCUAUCAGCCAUGAUAUCCGUGGUCGCUUAUUCUCUGAUCGAAGAAUGUCCUCAUGACAUCAAAUUCUUCUGGAAAAUAAAGGGCUGGACCGAGCUGUCACUGAUGUUUAUCAUCUUUCUUGCAACAAUAUUUUAUUCCAUAUCGCUUGGAAUUGCCUUAGGUAUAGGACUUUCAAUAUUGGCCUUAAUUCGCCACUCCACCAAGCCGCGGAUCCAAAUUCUAGGCAAGGUUCCUGGAUCCUCAGACAAGUUCGAAAACGUGGAAGACGAUCCUGAGAGGAUUGAAUUCAUUGAAGGUUGUUUGAUUUGCAAAAUACCCGAACCAUUGACAUUUGCCAAUACCGGCGAGUUGAAAACCAGGCUACGACGACUGGAAUAUUACGGCACUAAUGCCGCACAUCCAGCCUUGCCUCGCGUUCGAGCAGAAGAACACAACCAAAACAUUAUAUUUGAUGUGCAUGGCGUGACGAGUAUCGAUGGAUCUGGCACACAAGUGCUCACGGAGAUAGUGGAAGCCUAUGUAAAAAGAGGCGUUAGAGUCUUCUUCUGUCGCUUGCCGACUCGGCGUAGCAAAGUAUACAAGGAUUUUGAGAUGAGUGGAAUCGUUGAUCUUGUAGGUGGAAAAGGUCAUUUCGUGGACAGUGUUGAGCGAGCACUUCAACUCUCCGAGUUGGAAAGCUUGACGGAGUACUUUGACAAUCGUAUGGACGGACUUUGA